GUCAAAGAUUCCCGUCCUUCGCGGUCUGGGCAACGCAACGGGCUCCAAUCCAUUCGCGGGCUGACGCGCCCCCUAUGGCGACCCCCCGCCGCGCUCGCCUCCCACUCGCCGCCGCCGUCCUCCUGCUCGUAGCACUCUUCGCCGGCGGCGCCGCGGCGGACGACGCCUCCAGCGACGACGACGCCGGCGCUCGGCGGACGCCCGGCUGCUCCAACAAGUUCCAGCUGGUUAAGGUGAAGAAUUGGGUGAACGGGACAGAAGGUACAACUGCUGUUGGACUAAGUGCAAGGUUUGGAGCCUCCUUGCCUAGAGAUAUUCAUGAAGCUCAAAAAACAUUUGCUGUCCUUGCAAAUCCAUUUGACUGUUGUUCCAAUUUGACAUCAAAGUUAGCAAAUUCUGUUGCUUUAGCAACACGUGGAGAAUGUGCUUUCACUGCUAAAGCAAAUAUUGCUCAAGCUGGUGGUGCAGCCGGUUUACUAGUUAUCAAUGACAAUGAAGAACUUUACAAGAUGAUUUGCAGUGAGAAUGACACUUCCAUUAAUUUGACGAUACCUGUCGUCAUGAUACCACAGUCAGCUGGAAAGAAGCUGAAGGACUUAUUGGAUCAUGAAGCAAUUGUGGAAGUACAGCUAUAUUCACCAAAUCGACCAGUCGUUGACCUGUCAGCAUUCUUCCUGUGGAUAAUGGCAAUAGGAACCAUAGUCUGUGCUUCACUCUGGACUGAAUUCGUUGCAUGCGAGCAGGUUGACGAACGUUAUAAUCAGUUGACCCGAAAGGAUGGACCUAAUUCUGGAACAAACUACAGAGAAGAUAAAGAGAUCUUCGAGAUCAGUGCCAAGGGUGCUAUUGUUUUUAUUAUAGUAGCUUCAGUUUUCCUCCUCCUCCUGUUCUACUUCAUGUCAUCUUCGUUUGUUUGGGUGCUAAUCGUAUUAUUCUGCAUUGGUGGUGUUGAGGGUAUGCAUGUUUGCUUGGUCACACUUCUCUCUAGGAUUUUCAAGGACUGUGGACAAAAGACUGUACAACUACCCUUUUUGGGGGAGGUCUUGAUCUUAUCUGUUGCAAUUAUACCAUUUUGUAUGGCAUUUGCAAUUCUCUGGGCUGUGUAUCGGCAUGCUUCAUGUGCUUGGAUAGGCCAAGACGUCUUUGGUAUCUGCUUGAUGAUAACUGUGCUUCAGAUGGCGCGCUUACCAAAUAUCAGGGUUGCAUCAGCACUUCUUAGUUCAGCAUUUGUCUAUGACAUCUUUUGGGUGUUCAUUUCACCUCUUAUAUUCCAUGAAAGUGUCAUGAUUGCAAUGAGGAAGGCUUGUUCUUUACAAUCUCUUCUCCAAAACAGAUGUCUUACAAUGCAUGUAGCUCGUGGUGAUUACUCUGGGGAAUCAAUUCCGAUGCUCCUAAGGAUACCUCGCUUCUUUGAUCCAUGGGGUGGCUACGAUAUGAUAGGCUUUGGUGACAUCAUUUUCCCUGGAUUGCUUGUUGCAUUCAGCUAUAGAUUUGACAGAGCAAGCAAAAAAGAAAAAGGUAUCUUGAAUGGAUAUUUUCUGUGGCUGACUGUGGGAUAUGCUGUUGGCCUUUUCCUUACCUAUCUGGCACUUUUCCUCAUGGACGGGCAUGGUCAACCUGCAUUGUUGUACCUGGUUCCAUGUACAUUAGGGGUUAUUGUUAUACUUGGUUGGGUAAGAGGUGAACUGCAUGAUUUAUGGAACUAUGGAAAGAGUCAAACAGAAAAUUUAGUCGAUGAACCUUGAAAAGUAAUAUCCCGACAGAAUUGGUAUCCAAAGUGUUGGUGACAUCCAUUGAGCUAAUUUAUCAAUGGAUAUUCUGGGGUAAUCUAAGAGAUGUACACAAUUACCUUGACCGACAAGUUUCAUGUAAUGUGUUUCUUGUUUUGUAGUAUAUAGUCUUAGUAAAUGUAUUAUUUAGAGCACGGUUCAAGUGUUCAAUGUUCACAACAUUAUUAAUUUAAAAAGGAUGAGACUUUAUACCUUUGCCAUACUA
Messenger RNA from Phragmites australis (common reed), 1995 nucleotides. Its product is annotated as signal peptide peptidase-like 2. Gene Ontology annotation, molecular function: aspartic endopeptidase activity, intramembrane cleaving. Gene Ontology annotation, biological process: membrane protein proteolysis. Lineage: Eukaryota; Viridiplantae; Streptophyta; Magnoliopsida; Poales; Poaceae. Gene Ontology annotation, cellular component: Golgi-associated vesicle membrane; cytoplasmic side of endoplasmic reticulum membrane; lysosomal membrane. Bases 75 to 1745 code for a protein of 556 amino acids. The transcript has 15 exons. The record is from RefSeq and is a predicted model, not a curated record.